Molecule: messenger RNA, 1855 nt
Organism: Bradysia coprophila
Lineage: Eukaryota; Metazoa; Arthropoda; Insecta; Diptera; Sciaridae
Product: sialin-like
Biological process (GO): transmembrane transport; monoatomic anion transport
Cellular component (GO): membrane
Molecular function (GO): transmembrane transporter activity
Source: RefSeq, a predicted model, not a curated record
UUGAAUUAUGUGGUAUGUAGACCAAUUCGGAUCCCUGAUGAAAAAUCAUCUGGCUGUAUACCAAAAUGUUGUUAUCCCAAAAUGCACCAUCAGCUACAGCUGUAUCGUCUCAGAACAAACACGCACCGCAUCACAUGUACAUCACAUGGAGCAUAUACGUUAACGGGUUUUGUGAUAAUCAGAAGUCAAUUUAUGAUAACUGAACAAUCCAAUUGAGAGAGUAUAUAAAAACAAAUCUUGACAUCUAGUCGUGCAUGUAGCGUUUCAUGUGUCGGAUCGAAAUAGUCGAAAAUUAAGAGAGAAAACAGAGUUCUUUUCACACAGAACAAUAUGGAUACCAAGCACGAAGAUCUGACUGAAUACAAAAUCGUUCCCGAAACGAGACCCAUCUGGAAGAAAAGACGCUAUCAGAAUGUUGUGCUUGCAUUUUGGGCUUUCAUUAUGGUUCACUCCCUAAGAACAAAUCUAUCAGUUGCAAUUGUUUCAAUGUCCAAAGAGUUUGGUUGGGAUACACAACGGCAAGGUGUUGUUCUAUCAAGUUUCUUUUAUGGAUACAUAUCAACUCAACUGUUCGGUGGUUGGAUGGCGCGAAAAAUUGGAGGCCAUAUAUUACUUGGCGUUGGUGUUGGAUCUACGGCCGUUUUAACAUUAUUUUCUCCACUGGCUGCAAGACACAGCUCAGGUGCGUUCAUAGCAUUAAGAACGAUCAUGGGAGUCGUUGAAGGAGUUGCUUUCCCAUCAAUUUAUGAAGUAUGGUCGAAGUGGGCUCCACCAUUAGAAAGGUCAAGAAUGGCGGGAACAUCAUAUGCUGGAACUUAUGUGGGCAGUGUGAUUGCCCUGUCUACUUGCGGUGUAAUUGCUGAACGGAUGACCUGGGACUGGAUUUUCUACAUUUAUGGAAUUGUUGGUAUUGUAUGGUGGAUAAUGUGGGCAUCGUUUGUUCGUGGCAGACCGGAAACGGAUCCGUGGAUUUGUGAUGAGGAAAAGAACUACAUUCUGGCUUGUCUGCAGCGGGCCGAAAACAAGAAAGCGUCCAGUGUUCCAUGGCUUGCAAUUGCUACGUCAGUGCCAUUCUAUGCGAUCAUAAUCAGUCAUUUCGCGGAAAAUUGGGGACUGUACACAAUGUUGACACAAUUACCCACAUACAUGAACCAUUCACUUAACUUCGAUCUGUCUGCAAGUGGUUUCUUGUCGUCAGUGCCUUACCUAUCACUGGGUAUUGUACUGUUCUUUGUCAGUUACUUAGCCGAUUGGGUGCAGAAACGUGGCUUCCUGACAACCGGUCAAACCAGGAAAUAUUUCAAUUGUUCGGCAUUCUUGGCACAAGUUCUAUUUAUGAUGCUCACUGCAUACCAGAGCGACACAACUCUUAUCAUUGUUUUCCUCACUUUCGGCGCUGCAAUUGGAUCAUUUGCUAUAUGUGGUUAUGGCGUUAAUCACUUGGACAUUGCACCAAAUUACGCCUCCAUUCUAAUGGGAAUUUCCAACACAAUCGGAUCCAUUCCUGGUAUCGUCAGUCCAAUUCUUACCGGAUCAAUUGUGACAGAACAAUCGAACUCCGAACAAUGGAAGUGGAUAUUCAUCAUAGCGGCUAUAAUCUAUGGCACCGGAGCGGUUACGUUUUGGUUUAUGUCAUCCGGCCAGGUACAGCACUGGGCUGUAGACAAACCGGACGUAGAAACUCCGUUUCAAAAUAAAUCAAUUGAUUCUCUUCACACCGAUGUGACGACCGAUGAGAAACAUCAUGAAAUUGCUGCGAAAGAGAGCCGAUAGUGUUGUCGGUCAGUAUGUUAACAAAGAACUCAAGUUAUUGUCUAUUAAUAAUAUAGUUUUAUUUAAACGUGUCUCUAGACUA